AUGAGUCUCCUUACAAGAUGGAGCGCUUCACGCCCAUUUACAGCAACCCAAAGAGCUUUCCAGCUCUCCGGCAACCCGUUCCUUUACGGCCAAGCGCGUAACGGGUCACUUUCUGCGAUACAUCGCGGUAUUCACCGUUCCGACAAACCACGCAACGACCGCACCGACCGCAACUCCAGAUCUGCCUCCAGGCCACGAUUCACGGAGUCUCGAGGUGGCGGCAGAUCGAGAGAUGCAGCCAAAUCCAAGCCCGAUGCCUUCAGCGAUCGGUUCUCCGGUGCUAUCGGUAACCGUCGAGAUGGCCCACGAGACCGCGAACAGCGCCAUUUCAAGCCCAAGAAGGCCUUUCAGAAGAUGCAAGAGAGAAUGAAAGAGCAGGAAGAAGAAGGAGGCAGGAAAUCCCGAAGCAAGCGGUUCAACAACCCCGAGUUCUCCUUCGGCAAGAAGAGCUUGGUCUACCAACUCAACCGUGGCGAGUUGAAGGACAAGGUUGGCAAGCUGCUGGAGAAGAAUGGCCCAACAGAGGUGGAGGAGUCUUCGAGGCCACCAGCACAGCGUGAGAGUCAAAACGACUGGUUCAAAGGCCGUCAAGAGGAUCGUCAAGACGGCCGCCAGCGCGAACGAUUCCAGGAUCGCCGCCCGGAUCGGCAACGCGACCAGUUUUCAGACCGCCGUCCGGACCGCCGGGACGCUCAGUCAGAACGGAGGUCAGGCUUUACGCCAGGCUUUGCGCGAGAGCGCAUGAACUCCAUGCGAGAUGGUGCCCGCAGAGAACUCGAGGGCGCCCCUCCUCGGCGAUUUGGGUCAAGGCAGCCGGACCAUGAGGCAUCCUCCGAUCCGUCAGAAUUCCGUGGCUUGGUACAGUUCACAACAGCUGCAUCGCAGUUCCUCUUCGGUCGCUCGGUCGUCAAGGCAGCGCUGAAGAACUCGCAACGCAAACUCUACCACCUCUACCUCUACCAGGGAAGUAACAAGAAGGAAAGCAUGGACGAUAAGUGGAUCUUGUCCAUGGCGGAGAAGAAGAAGGUCAAGAUCACUAAGCUGUAUGAAAACGACCAACAGCUGCUCGAUAAAAUGAGCAAGGGACGACCACACAAUGGCAUCGUGAUGGAGACAUCCCCGCUACCCCAGUUGCCGAUCACAGGUCUCGGCGCAGAACACAGCGAGCCUCAGGGCUACCCCGUAUCCGUAGCACGCCAGUCCAAGGAAGACGUCGCGAUCAACGGAACCGAGGGGUUCAUUCCUUACAGGCACGGUACGGCUCGGCCGCUUGUGCUCCUUCUGACCGAGAUUCUGGACCCCGGCAACCUCGGUGCCAUUCUCCGGACAGCCCGGUUCCUCGGUGUUUCGGCGGUUGCUAUUACGAAGAGGACAUCGUCAUCGAUCACGUCUACUGUUUUGAAGGCGUCAGCAGGCGCUUCUGAGGAGUUGCAGCUGUUUUCUGUGGAGGAUCCGGGAGCCUUCCUUCACGCUAGCGCAGCCGCUGGAUGGACCUCAUAUGCCGCUGUCGCACCGACAGCUGGCUUGCGUAGAGACAACCGCCAGUGGACACCGGAAAGCAUUGAGGAGACGAAGCCUCUCCUUUCGCAACCUUCCAUUCUCGUUCUUGGCAACGAGGGCACUGGUCUCCCGUACGAUAUCAGGAAAAAGGCCACUCAUGAGAUCACGAUCCCACGGAUGGCAAUGUCAAGCUCGGUGGACAGCUUGAACGUCAGCGUAGCCACAGCCUUGCUCUGCAACUCGUUCCUGAGAGGCACUGCAGAGCCUAGCAGUCUUACGGAAAGGCUGCAGAAGGAAGCUCACAAGGCAGAUGCCGGCGAAACAGCAUGCAUCAACGCAGAGCAUCCUGCGGCCGUCCGCAAAAUGUCACCAAACGCCGGGGAGAAGCUUCUGCCCAAUGACCUCGCCUUCACCCCCAACGACGUCUUUGGGACAAUAAACACCACUCCACUCUCGCCCCGCGAAGAGCUACUCGCCGCUCGCAUGGCCGACGACAACUUCCUGUCCAACGCCUCAUUUUCAUAUCGACCACCCUUUGCGGAACAUCAUGACAGCACUACUAGCCUGGGCUGGGAGAGCCUUAGGCGCGCCGUUGAGGCCCUUCACAUACUCGAGAAGAGGCAAUCUUGCCCGACGAGCAUGAACAGCUGUGAAUACAUCGGUGCGGCCAACAAAUGCUGCCUGAGCAACGAAAUGUGCGUGAAGGUGGUCGAUGAGCAUGUUGGGAACGUCGCCUGUUGUCCGAAGGGCGCUGCUUGCAGUGGAGCUGUUGCGGCAUGCCCCAGCGGUACUACAAGUUGUGACGCGGAGCUGAGUGGUGGAUGUUGCAUUCCAGGAUAUGUCUGCCAAGGUGUUGGCUGUGUACCGAGCCCUCCUCCGGCAACGAGUGCUUCACCAACUCAGACGGCCACAGGCACUGGUGGAGGUGGGGGAGGAGGAGGAGGAGGAGGCGGCGGCAGUGGCGGCAGUACCGGUGGCGGAGGAGGUGGCGGAGGAGCAGGCACGACAGUCGUUCAGACCAUCACCACGACGUCCGUCUCGACAACGACACUCGUCGACGGGAGAACCACGACCGUGCAUGUGACGGUAAUCGUGACGGUGAAUCCCGGCGGAGCGACCACGAGAAGAACCACGACGAGCACAACCCCUGAGGAGCCAUCAGCCACGGCUCCAGAGCCCACGACGACGACUACUGGCACCGCAGUGCCUCCUUUCCGACCGACGUCCAUCGACUCGGACGAGCCGCCGGUCACAUCUGCGUACUGCCCGACUGGGUUCUACGCGUGUCUCGCCCGCGCUGGUGGAGGCUGCUGCCAGACCGGUCGAGACUGUGCCACUACUUCAUGCCCGCCUACAGAAUCGACGACCAUUAUCAGCAACGGUGUCACCGUUGUCGUUCCUCUCACCGAAGUGCCGGAGCCCCAGGCGACGGAGACCUGCGCGAGCGGGUGGUUCUUGUGCGGCGACGAGGGCGGUCCCGUUCCUGGCUGCUGUCCGAGCGGGUAUGAGUGCGGCACCGCGAGCUGCUCGAGUAUCUCACCGACACAAACUGGCGAGAUCCAGAAGCAUUUUCCCAAUUCAGGGGGUUCAAGGGUUGCGGUGUCGUUGGCUGCCGUGGCCAUCUCUCUUUUUGUUGCUUUGUUUUGA
This is a messenger RNA of Colletotrichum phormii, 3147 nucleotides long. RefSeq lists its product as uncharacterized. Gene Ontology annotation, molecular function: rRNA (guanine) methyltransferase activity; RNA binding. Gene Ontology annotation, cellular component: mitochondrion. The coding region runs from base 1 to 3147 and encodes 1048 amino acids. Lineage: Eukaryota; Fungi; Ascomycota; Sordariomycetes; Glomerellales; Glomerellaceae. The record is from RefSeq and is a predicted model, not a curated record. The transcript is spliced from 3 exons. Gene Ontology annotation, biological process: rRNA methylation.